Messenger RNA from Tuber melanosporum (Perigord truffle), 3677 nucleotides. RefSeq lists its product as uncharacterized. NCBI's taxonomy places the organism in Eukaryota, Fungi, Ascomycota, Pezizomycetes, Pezizales, Tuberaceae. The transcript has 6 exons. The record is from RefSeq and is a predicted model, not a curated record. Gene Ontology annotation, molecular function: chitin synthase activity. Gene Ontology annotation, cellular component: cell septum; cell periphery. The coding region runs from base 370 to 2934 and encodes 854 amino acids.
CCGCCCUUCUCUCGCCUUUUUUUCUCUUCCUUUUUUUCCUUCUUGCUUUCGGGAACAUUUACCGGCAACCCCCCGUCACAAAUCAUCUGGGCUCUCCCUGGUCGAAACACUCCUUUGUGCGCUUGAAUUUUCUGUUGAGAGUUAGCCAAACACUCAAACGAUCGUUCAGGGACGGGGUUCGUUGCCGCUUGUGGACAAAGGGAUCUCUAACGACAACCACGUUACCAGCUUCAGAUUGUCUGGGCACCUUGCCAGCCGGAGCCAUCAAAACACCGGCCUCGCCCACCUUUUGAGGGGGGCGUUGGUACCUGAAUAAAAGCUCCGGAUCGAAAGAAUAUUCUCCGGCGGUUAAUAUUAAUUUUUUUCAACAUGGUGAACAAGGAUGGAGUUCCGGAUCUGACAGACCCGUGGGCUGUCUCUGAGAUCGUAUAUUGUUCGAUCAUGGGUGGGGUUAUGUUGGCAGCUCUGCUGGAAUGGUUCUUAUGGCUGGCUGCUUUCUUGUACUGUCUGGUCAAGGUGUUCCAGAAGGCCGAUGCAUGGCACAUUCGGGCUCUCGCCAUUGUCAUGAUGGUCCUUUUCACUGCUUUUCGUUGCAUCUUCUUGCCCGUAAUGGUCGUUACACUCCCGCUUCCCCCUAGAAUCACUGUUCUCUUCCCUAUUGCCAUGGUCAACUUCUUGCAAUGGUUUGCGUUCUAUUCAUUCGCAGCCCUCUUGACAAUUCCAUGGCUCUUCUGCGUGUACCAGCUUGUCACAAACAGUCUUGGUAGACAUCGCCGUAUCAAGUCGGUAUUGGACGAAUCAUCUGCGCCGAAGGUCGUCAUUGUUAUGCCGGUUUAUAAGGAGAUCCCCGAGGUCUUGCUGACUGCUAUUGAUUCGAUUGUCGAUGGAGACUAUCCUCCAUCGUGCCUGCAUAUUUUCUUGUCAUUCGACGGAGACGAGGAGGAUGAGUUGUAUCUUAAGACCAUUGAGAGCUUGGGUGUUCCUCUCUCGCUCGACAGCUAUCCCCACAGCUUGGAUGUCACCUACCGUGGCACCCGUAUCACUGUUUCUCGCUUCCCUCAUGGUGGAAAGAGACACUGUCAGAAGAGGACCUUCAAGCUCAUUGACAAGAUCUAUACCGAAUACCUUAAGAGAAACGACAAUUUGUUCAUCCUUUUUAUCGACUCUGAUUGUAUUCUGGACAAGGUGUGCAUUCAGAACUUUGUGUAUGAAAUGGAGCUUAAACCUGGUAGUAAGCAGAACAUGUUGGCUAUGACAGGCGUCAUCACAUCAACCGCCAAGAAACAGUCCUUGAUUACUCUACUACAAGAUAUCGAAUAUAUUCACGGUCAACUCUUUGAGCGGUCGGUGGAGUCAGCGUGUGGUUCUGUUACGUGUCUUCCUGGCGCGCUUACUAUAUUGCGGUUUUCUGCCUUCCGUAAGAUGGCCAAAUAUUACUUCGCGGAUAAAGCUGAGCAGUGUGACGACUUGUUUGAUUACGGAAAAUGUCACUUGGGCGAGGAUAGAUGGCUCACCCAUCUUUUCAUGAUUGGGGCCAAGGAGCGAUAUCAGAUCCAGAUGUGCACCGGUGCUUUCUGCAAGACCGAGGCUGUCUUGUCCUACAGGAGUUUGCUCAAGCAGCGACGAAGAUGGUUCUUGGGGUUUAUCACCAACGAGGUUUGUAUGUUGACGGACAUUCGUCUUUGGAAGAGAUAUCCGAUUCUUUGCGUUGUUCGGUUCAUGCAAAACACCAUCCGUACUACCGCACUCCUGUUUUUUAUUAUGGUUCUCUCUCUCUUGACAACAACCCAGAAAGUCAGUCAACUUCCCGUUGGAUUCAUUGCCGUAUCCUUAGGAUUGAAUUGGGCUCUCAUGUUCUACUUUGGUAUCAAGCUUAAGCGUUUUAAAGCUUGGUUGUACCCCAUGAUGUUUAUCCUCAACCCUUUUUUCAAUUGGGUAUAUAUGGUCUAUGGAAUUUUCACCGCUGGUCAACGCACAUGGGGGGGCCCGCGCGCAGACGCUGGUACUGCCGAUGAUACCAAGACAGCGCAACAGGCGAUUGAAGAGGCCGAGGCUAGGGGCGACGAUCUCCAGGUUGUCCCGGAGACCUUCCGACCUGCCGCCGAGCUGCAAGCUGAGAACAACCAAAUCCGCCAGCGUGUUCCAGUUCACCCAGAUGUCAGAGUGGAAGGACAAUUUUCAGCUUCAGAGAGACUUCCUGGUGGAUACUACAACUAUAGUAACGACUCUAUGGGUACUCUUCCGGAUAUCGUUCCUCGCAAUCCCGGCGCUCCCCGGGUCCCACUCCACCCCCGUGCCUCAUUCGACAGUUUCGUCUCUGGGACAAGUACUACUGCUGGAAACUCGGUUUAUUUCCCAAGGAGAGUUGAGAGCAUUAUGGGUGAGGAGGAUCGCAGAAAGUAUCUCGUGGCGCAGUCAAAUCAACGUGAGGCUGGAGGUGCAUACAUGGUUGAGCCGAGGAAAGAAGCAUUUGAGUCUUCGGAGUCAGAUGUUUAUGGGUACAAAAACGCUGUGAAUGAGUCAAGUGAUUCCGUCGACUCCGUUGGAAGCGCCAGUAAUGGAUAUCACAACAGAAAUAGCAGCAACAACCAAUAUAAUUACAGUCAACCAGUGAGCGGGUCGACUUCACCAACCAACCCCAACGCUCCUAAUAAUGCGGUUCAGGACCAGGCUAGUCACUUGGCCAUCCCAGAACCUGCCCACCGUCCUCAAUCGAUCGGUGCCAAUGGCCGCGGUACGAGCGCUGCGCGAAGUCCGCUCGCGCGGCUAAGCUUGGUCAGGACGGCUGAUGGCGAAGGAGGUGAGCAGGGUGUAGAAAUGACUGCCACACCUGGCUCUCCCGCCGCUCCUCCUGCCGAUGCUGAUGAUGAUCGGGAAGGGCGGUCAAAAGAAAGGAAGAAGCUCACAAAGAAGCCAAAUCGUUCGUCCAAAUGAUCGGUCUGUGUUUUUUUUAGUUUGUUUUAACGGGUUUCACGGGUUUCCGCUUCCUCUUCGGUGUUUUUACGAUUGUACAAAAUAAUUGGUUUCACCUGAUAAAUACUGUUAGUAAUUGAUGUAAUUGGGGGGCAGAAAAUGUGGCUACAAGCUACAUUUUCUCGCAUCAGAAAAAGUUAUCGAUGCUUUUGGGACAUUUUUUCAUGAUUGCGAACUCUGUUUUAUUUGCGGGUUUUUUUUAUAUCAUAGUUUUAUUUUAUAGUUUUCCUUUUCCUUUUCCCUUUCCUUUUAGCUGGUUCUUGCUUUCAGUUUUCAUUCAUUUCCGGUCCAUCUCGUUUUGGUGUCUCAGUCUACUGUGAUAUACGAAAGAACAGUGACAUGUCAUCCUUAGCGUGGCACUUGGUUUGUUGCAUAUCUGCCUUUUCAUGCAUUUUUAACAUUUGUACUUUCCGACUGUCGUUAGCCUUUCCUUUCUCCAGUUCUUGCUCGUUCGUGGAUAGCAGAGAGGGCGUCCAACGGGUGUCGAGAACGAGUGGUCUUUUUUCUUCCCCCCCCUCACGUGCAAUUCUUUGCAGACAUCACUAUUUAUCCUUUUUGCUUACUUGCCUUCCUAUUUCCUUCCAAAAGUAUAUAGUCUAGGUUGAACCGGGGAAUUGGUUGUGGGGUGCUGGAUGGGAGUUUAUGGCACCAUUGUGGAAGAUAGGAUGCAUUUGAAAUGAAUGGUAGCAAAAGAUUUUUAUUUA